AUGUCCUUACAUCAAGCCAUGCCUCGGUAUUGGAAGAUAGUAAUUGCAGACUUCCAAUACAGAGGCAAACAUCCAGCAGAAGUACAUGCCCCAGAUUCACAAGUCCUCCAGGAUAGUCGCGAACUGCAUCCCGAUUCCGCGACUAAACAUAAUCGCCCUGAAUCGCAGACAAGGUCUCAACUAUCAAUGAAUCGAGUGUCAAAACACAAGCCGCCACCGUGCAGUCCGCCUCAGGCCGCAUGGGCUUCGGUUGGGAUCACUGUCCUCAAGAAAAUUGCCGAGAAGAACGAUCAAUCACUGAGGAACGAAAUCUCCACGCUUUCGUUGAAGCACUACAAUCAAGAAGCUAAGCCCCGACAAAUCGAUGCAGUGUUCAACCUUGUACGUGGCCGGAACACCUUCCUUCUUGCUGGCACAGGUUUCGGAAAAUCGCGAAUACCUGAGUUGUAUUUUCGGACACUGCCGAUCAAAGAGAAAGCGGUCAUUCUAGUUCUUAAUCCACUCGACUCGCUUGGAGACAACCAAGUCUUGGAAAAGACUCGGUCUGGUUUCACUGCCAUAAACCUUACAAAACUAACGAUCUGCCCUGAAGAAUGUGAGAAGAUAGCCGAUGGGGACUACAACUUUGUCUACCUCUCACCUGAAAUCUUUUUGAAUAGUAAGCUUUGGGACCGAAUCUACUUCAGCGAUAAAUUUCAGCAGCGCUUGGGUCUGGUGGUGGUCGACGAGGCCCACAUGGUCUACGAGCCAAGCUACGGAAAUCUAGGUGGCCAUCUGAUGACUCGUAAUAACAUGCCUAUCCUGUUGAUGUCUGCAACCUGCCGUCCAGUGGCCAUCAAAGCGAUCAGAAAGAGUCUCAAGCUCCCAGAAGAGACCUUAUGGAUGUUGCGUGGAGAACUAACACGACCGGAGAUCCGUUUCAUCCGGGUCACCAUGGACUGGUCGAUGUGGUAG
This is a messenger RNA of Puccinia graminis f. sp. tritici CRL 75-36-700-3, 954 nucleotides long. RefSeq lists its product as uncharacterized. Gene Ontology annotation, biological process: double-strand break repair via homologous recombination. NCBI's taxonomy places the organism in Eukaryota, Fungi, Basidiomycota, Pucciniomycetes, Pucciniales, Pucciniaceae. Bases 1 to 954 code for a protein of 317 amino acids. Gene Ontology annotation, molecular function: nucleic acid binding; 3'-5' DNA helicase activity; ATP binding. The transcript has 3 exons. The record is from RefSeq and is a predicted model, not a curated record. Gene Ontology annotation, cellular component: chromosome; cytoplasm.